AUGAAUAAUCCAAGUGUAGGAAAGGACUCUAGUCUUGUACAAUGCAUUUUAAAAGAGUUGGCUGAAGAACUCUCACCAUAUGGUUUUGACAUAUCCCCAUUUUUAUCUGGUUGGUAUGAUGCUAAUGUCAGUUCAAAGGUCCGACUUGCGUCUGAUCUAGCACCCUAUGAAGACUGUCUAUGCAUUUGUUUGAUAAGCAAUCCACAAAUGUUUGAAAAGACAUUUAUACCAACUGUUUUUGAUUGGUGUAAAGAAUCAGGAGUAGAAUCACUGGAUGAUGUUUUGAAAUGUUUGAAAACUCGGUUUUGUGGAUCUAGAUUUCUCCCCGGCUCUGAUGAUCCCUUCGAUUGGACUGUUUUUAUUCGAUUACAAAAGGCACUAAGUAAUUCUGUUCAAAAAUUAAAACAUAAUCUAACUCCUGAUGAGUCGAUGAAGUUAAAUAAUGCGGAAUGGAUACCAGAUUAUGCCAUCAAACCAGUUACUCGACUUCCCUAUGUUCAUGUACAAACAGCUGGUCACGUAUCAGGAAUGGCUUAUUUUCAUCAACCUAGUGAUUCAAUAAAGAAGAAUUCCCAUGAGAAAAAAGUUGGUUCCUAUAGUGGAGUCAGUCUACAUCCAUAUUAUGGCGGUUGGUUUGGGUUUAGAGGUAUUUAUAUUUUCCCAAACUUACGAUAUCCAACUUUACCAAAACAAAAUCCAUUAUCUCCUAUUUAUUCUGAAAAUAAACAAUUGUCAGAUGAAUUAUUAAAACAUGUAUUGUAUGCAUAUAAUUAUUGUUGGAAUGAUAAUAAAUGGAGAGAUUAUAAAUUACCGAAUAUAAUUGAUCAUCAUUAUUCAUCAAAUGCUUUAGCUUAUUUUUCAACAUCACCAUCACAACGUGUACAAUUUGUUCAAGAUUGGUUUUUACAUUAUAAAAAUAUUGAUUAA
Molecule: messenger RNA, 927 nt
Organism: Schistosoma spindalis
Lineage: Eukaryota; Metazoa; Platyhelminthes; Trematoda; Strigeidida; Schistosomatidae
Source: the annotation of a GenBank genome assembly